Messenger RNA from Diaporthe amygdali, 1329 nucleotides. RefSeq names its product spartic endopeptidase. The record is from RefSeq and is a predicted model, not a curated record. NCBI's taxonomy places the organism in Eukaryota, Fungi, Ascomycota, Sordariomycetes, Diaporthales, Diaporthaceae. The coding region runs from base 1 to 1329 and encodes 442 amino acids. Gene Ontology annotation, molecular function: aspartic-type endopeptidase activity. Gene Ontology annotation, biological process: proteolysis. The transcript is spliced from 2 exons.
AUGGAGGCCGCCUUCAAGACACAGUCCGAACUCAGACAUAAACUAGGACUGCGCAAGGUCCAUGCCAUACCCAACCAGAAUUACAAGGCCCAUGGCACCAAGUCCUAUGUCUACCUGAUCAACAAGUUUGGCUUCCAGCCCACUCAACCUGGUCCCUACCGCCAUGCCACCACGAUCCAGCAGCGUGGGCUUGCUCACUCGAACGUCGCCAGAGGAGGACGUGUUCGUCGUGUGGACAAGUUCGUCAAGGCCACCGGUGACCAAACUGGUGAUGUCACCGCCGAAGAUCAGCAGAAUGACUCCAUGUACCUGUGUGAGGUCGACAUCGGCACUCCUCCACAGAAACUCAAGCUUGACUUCGAUACUGGAUCGUCUGACCUCUGGGUCUUCUCCACUGAGCUCUCUGCGAGCGCCCAGAAAGGACACAAUAUCUUUGACCCGUCCAAGUCGUCUACUUGGAAGGCAGCGUCGGGCGAGGCGUGGAAGAUCUCCUAUGGUGACGGCAGCUCGGCAUCUGGCGAUGUCGGAACCGACACUGUCACAAUUGGCGGUCUAGCCGUCGAGAACCAGGCCGUCGAGUUGGCCAAGACCGCCGCGGACCAGUUUACGUCUGGAACUGGCGAUGGGCUGCUCGGUCUGGCCUGGCCAUCUAUCAACACAAUCACGAAGAAUGGCCAGUCAUCCCCACAGAACACCCCUGUUGCGAACAUGAUCUCGCAGGGCGACAUCCCCAAGGACGCUCAGCUCUUCACAUCCGCCUUUUACAGCUCCCGUGACGACCAGGCCAAGUCCUUCUACACCUUUGGCUACAUCGACCAGGAUCUGGUUGGCAGCAACGAGAUCUCCUACGUCGACAUUGACAACUCCCAGGGCUUCUGGAUGUUCCCCUCGGCGAGUGCUACGGUUGCCGGCAAGAAGAUCAGCCUUUCCAGCAACACUGCCAUCGCUGACACUGGCACCACUCUUGCCCUUGUCUCUGACGAGGUCUGUGAGGCUUUGUACAAGGCCAUCCCUGGCUCCAAGUACGAUGACCAGCAGCAGGGCUGGUUGUUCCCCACUUCCACCACAGCUGAUCAGCUGCCGGACUUCAGUGUUGCGGUAGGCGACAAGGAGUUCACCAUCCAGAAGGAGGACCUUGCCUUCGCGGUUGCGUCGGAAGGAUACUGGUACGGUGGAGUCCAGUCCCGUGGCGACAACCCCUUUGACAUUCUGGGUGACACGUUCCUGAAGAGCGUCUACGCUAUUUGGGACCAGGGCAACACUCGCUUCGGUGUUGUUCCGAAGAUCGAGAAAACCCAGAACCUGGAGCCUCCUUCCACCAGCUCGUAG